GGCUCAUCACAGUCUCAGAUGCUAUUUCUCAACUCCAUACAUUAUUGCUUCUCUACUACAUUCGCAGAUCCUCAGAGCAAAAAAGCUGUGAAAUUUCACACUUUUUUUCAAGCCAUCUUCAAUAUUCAUGCUAAUACUGCUUAUGGAAAGCCUUGCUCGGACUGUUCAAGCCAAGAACAAGAAUUUGACUUAUGCAUGUCAUGUUCAAAUCUUUGUUUUGGUUUUAUUUUUUUGUUUUGUUUCAGCUAAACCGGGUGAUGGGGUCAUCACAACUGUAGAAGAUUAUCAAGCACUUAAGGCCAUCAAGCGUGAACUGAUAGAUUCCAGAGGUGUUUUGAGGAGCUGGAGUGGCACUAGAAAUGGAGCUUGUUCAGGUACUUGGCAAGGAAUUAACUGUGUUAAUGGCCAAGUCAUUGUGAUACAGCUUCCAUUUAAAGGAUUAGGAGGAAGAAUUUCUGAACAAAUCGGACAGCUUCAAGCCCUUCGUUGGCUUAGUAUACAUGACAAUUUUCUUCAAGGUCCAGUUCCUAAUUCUCUUGGUUUUCUUUGCCACCUUAGAGGGGUUUAUCUAUUCAAUAAUCGUUUGUCGGGUUCUAUUCCUGCAUCCAUUGGUAACAGCCCCUCUCUUCAAAAUCUUGAUCUUAGUAAUAAUCUGCUCACCGGAACCCUUUCACCCAAUCUUGUAAAUUCUACUAGGUUUUAUAGACUAAAUCUUAGUUAUAAUGCAAUUUCUGGUUCGAUCCCAAACAGUUUCACUAAUUUCCCUUCACUCACUUUUCUUGCUCUGCAACACAACAAUCUAUCAGGCUCCAUACCAGAUGCUUGGGGUCUGAAUACAAAUGAUUCUUACCAACUUCGAUCUUUAACCCUCGACCACAAUCUUCUUUCAGGGAAUAUACCAUCUUCUUUAAGUAAAUUGUAUAAUCUCAAAGAACUUUUAUUGAGUCGAAACCAGAUUGUUGGAACCAUACCUGAUGAAUUAGGUAGUCUCACAAAGCUUCAGCUGUUAGAUUUAUCGGGGAAUGCCAUCAAUGGAAGCUUUCCUACUAGUUUUUCAAAUCUCACAGCGCUUGUUUCAUUGAAUCUAAAGGCCAACCACCUUAAAAAUGAAAUCCUAGAAGUUGUAUCCACAUUGCAAAAUCUUACAGUCUUAAAUCUGAAAAGUAAUGAGUUUGAUGGUGAUGUUCCCGCCAGUAUUGGAAAAUUGUCUAGCCUUCUGCAACUUGAUCUAUCAGAUAACAGUUUCACCGGAGACAUUCCUGACUCAAUAUCCAAUUUGCCAAACCUCACUUCUUUCGAUGUUUCCAACAAUAAUCUCUCUGGGGAAGUUCCCUCUAAGCUUCUGGACAAGUUCAAUUCUACUUCUUUUGUCGGUAACAUUCAGUUAUGUGGAUUUAGCCCCACUACUCAUUGCCCUUCUCCCACACCUUCCUCUUCGUCACAGGCUACGAACCAUCAAAAAAGCAGAGGGCAUAAAACCAAAGAUAUUAUUCUUAUAGCAGCUGGAACGCUCCUUCUUGUCCUACUUGUUUUGUGCUGCAUUUUGGGAUGCUGCUUGAUUAGGAAAAAGAGCAACUCAAAAGUUAGUAAAGAAUCUGGCCUGGCUGGUGCAAAGUCGGUUCCAGCCAUGGGAACCAAAGUCGAAUCUGGUGACAAAAGUGGAAAAUUAGUGCAUUUUGAUGGCCCAUUUGUGUUUGCAGCUGAUGAUUUGCUAUCUGCCACUGCUGAGAUAAUGCAGAAGAGUACAUAUGGAACGGCUUAUAAAGCGACAUUGGAGGAUAACAAUAAAGUGGUUGUGAAAAGACUAAGAGAGAAAACCGCGAAGGGACAGAAGGAGUUUGAAGCUGAAGUUGCUGCACUGGGGAAAGUCAGACACCAAAAUAUAUUGGCUCUCAGGGCCUAUUACAUGGGACCUAAAGGAGAGAAGCUACUUGUUUUUGAUUAUAUGUCAAACGGAAGCCUUGCAUCCUUCCUCCAUGCUCGAGGACCUGACACUACAAUAACCUGGCCAACAAGGAUGAGUAUUGCUAUGGGAAUGACACGAGGCCUCUGUUUCCUUCACUCUAAAGAGAAUAUAAUUCAUGGAAAUCUUACAUCAAGCAACAUUAUGCUAGAUGAGCACAACAAUCCUGCCAUUGCAGAUGUUGGGCUUUCAAGGCUCAUGACAAAUGCUACAAACCUCGAUGUGAUUGCCACAGCUGGUACACAAGGUUAUUGUGCACCAGAACUCUUAAAGCUCAAGAAUGUCACCACGAAAGCCGAUGUUUACAGCAUUGGGGUGAUCAUAUUGGAGCUCUUGACAGGAAAAUCUCCAAAUGAAGGCAGGGAAGGUGUUGAUUUGCCACAAUGGGUGUCGUCAAUCCUGAAGGAAGAAUGGACUAAUGAAGUGUUUGAUUUGGAACUUAUGGGGGAUACGUCAGACGUGAAUGAGGAGCUGUUUAAAACUUUGCAAUUAGCCAUGCAUUGUGUGAAUUCUUCACCUACUGCACGUCCAGAAGCCCGAGAAGUUCUUCAGAAACUAGAAGAGAUAAAACCUCAACUGGCUGCUCCAAGUUGUGCAAGUACUCCUGUUAAAAGUCACAGUUUUGAAAUACCAACAGAAACAUAAUGAAGGCUGAUAUAAAUUACUCCCUCCGCCCCGACACGUAAUUUAAUACUCCUCAAGUAUUAUUGUAUAACUUAUAUUCAAAAUUUUCUUUUCUUGUUUUUAUAUAGAUAAAGA
This is a messenger RNA of Daucus carota subsp. sativus, 2722 nucleotides long. RefSeq names its product probably inactive leucine-rich repeat receptor-like protein kinase IMK2. The record is from RefSeq and is a predicted model, not a curated record. NCBI's taxonomy places the organism in Eukaryota, Viridiplantae, Streptophyta, Magnoliopsida, Apiales, Apiaceae. Gene Ontology annotation, biological process: protein phosphorylation. Gene Ontology annotation, molecular function: ATP binding; protein binding; protein kinase activity. Bases 128 to 2608 code for a protein of 826 amino acids. The transcript is spliced from 2 exons.